CUCAUUCUGAUCUACACCAGCAAGAAAUCCUUAAAAGCUUAACAAAUACCAAUGGCGAUCAUCUCUGAGAUGCAGGAAGAGAAACCCUCGUUGCCGUUCAAUGCAAGUCUUGACCCUUCAAACCCACUAGGGUUUUUGGAGAAAGUCCUCGACUUUAUUGGGAAAGAGAGCGACUUUCUGUUGAAAGACACGGCGGAGAAGGAGAUCGCCAGUGCUGUUACGGCCGCAAAGAAGAGGCUGGGGGAAGCCAAGGAGGAGGAGAAAGAGAGCUUGAAACCCCUUGAGAAGAAGCUGAAAGAGGAGAGUAGUCAGCCCAUGGAGGUGGAGAAGCCGAAGAAGGAGCACUUGAAGCCUACAGAGCCCAUGGAGGUGGAGGAGAAGAAAGCAGGUCCCAUCGUUCCUAACAAAGGGAAUGGUCUUGAUUUCGAGACAUACUCGUGGACACAGAAUCUCCAGGAAGUCACAAUCACCAUUCCAGUUCCUAGCGGCACUAAACCACGCUCAGUUACCUGUGAGAUCAAGAAGAACCGUCUUAAAGUUGGUCUCAAGGGGCAAGAACCAACCAUAGACGGAGAAUUCUUCAACGCUGUGAAGCCUGACGACUGCUUCUGGAACAUCGAGGAUCAGAAGCUCAUAUCGGUGCUCUUGACCAAGCAAGACCAGAUGGAGUGGUGGAAAUGCUGUGUGAAGGGGGAGCCUGAGAUUGACACUCAGAAAGUUGAGCCGGAGAGCAGCAAACUGUCUGAUCUUGAUCCGGAGACUCGCAGUACGGUUGAGAAGAUGAUGUUUGAUCAAAGGCAGAAGCAGAUGGGACUCCCGACGAGUGAUGAGAUGGAGAAGAAAGAUAUGAUGAAGAAGUUUAUGUCUCAGCAUCCUGAGAUGGACUUCUCUAAUGCAAAGUUUAACUAAUCUUUUCCUUUGUUCUUAUUUUAGUGAUAUCAAAAUAUUUAACUAUCAUCUUGUUGUGGCUUCUAAGAUCAGACCUGCCCUUUUGGUUUUGCUAAUAUAAAUCGUUAGGCUA
Messenger RNA from Brassica oleracea var. oleracea, 1021 nucleotides. RefSeq names its product protein BOBBER 2-like. The transcript is spliced from 2 exons. Gene Ontology annotation, cellular component: cytoplasm. NCBI's taxonomy places the organism in Eukaryota, Viridiplantae, Streptophyta, Magnoliopsida, Brassicales, Brassicaceae. Gene Ontology annotation, biological process: protein folding. The coding region runs from base 52 to 909 and encodes 285 amino acids. The record is from RefSeq and is a predicted model, not a curated record.